This is a messenger RNA of Pyrenophora tritici-repentis Pt-1C-BFP, 1263 nucleotides long. RefSeq names its product EPT1, sn-1,2-diacylglycerol ethanolamine- and cholinephosphotransferase. Gene Ontology annotation, molecular function: phosphotransferase activity, for other substituted phosphate groups. Lineage: Eukaryota; Fungi; Ascomycota; Dothideomycetes; Pleosporales; Pleosporaceae. Gene Ontology annotation, cellular component: membrane. Gene Ontology annotation, biological process: phospholipid biosynthetic process. The record is from RefSeq and is a predicted model, not a curated record.
GCAUAAGUGCAGAGAUACAUCUCAAAGAUGGUGUACAUACGGCAAGACAAGCUACCGAAGCUCAAAGAAUACAAAUACUCUGGUGUGGAUCACAGUCUGCUCUCGCAACAUGUCCUCAAGCCUUUCUACACCCAUGUGGUCAUCAAAUGUUUUCCUAUGUGGAUGGCGCCUAACCUUAUCACGCUCUCUGGAUUUGGUUUUAUUGUCAUGAACUUCCUCACAUUACUCUGGUAUACCCCGACUCUCGAUCAGGACUGUCCACCAUGGGUGUACGCUAGCUGGGCGAUUGGCCUCUUCUUGUACCAAACUUUUGAUGCCGUCGACGGAAGCCAGGCCCGAAGGACUCACCAGAGUGGUCCACUGGGCGAACUUUUCGAUCAUGGGGUCGAUGCGGUCAAUACUACUCUAGAGGUGUUGCUGUUUUCCGCGACAAUGAAUUUGGGCCAAGGCUGGAAAACAGUCCUAACGCUCUUUGCAUCUUCCAUGACGUUUUAUGUGCAGACUUGGGAUGAGUAUCACACACAUACCCUGACCCUGGGCGUCAUCUCUGGGCCCGUGGAGGGCAUCCUGACACUUUGCAUUAUAUAUGCAUCGACGGCGUUUCUCGGCGGUGGCAGUUUCUGGCAGCGCUCCAUGCUCCAAAGCCUUGGUAUUAAGAAGAAUGAUGUUAUUCCGGAGCUUCUGUUCAACAUGGCAUGGAACGAAUGGUACAUGGUCUAUGGAGGUGCUGUUUUGGUUUUCAACACAGUUUCAAGUGCAACAAACGUCAUGAAGGCGCGUCGUGCCCGUGGGCAAAAGACGCGCGUUGCCUUACUCGGACUUCUCACCUUUGCAGCCGCCUGGAUACUCAUCCCUGCGUACUUGUAUCUGCAGCCUGUGAUCCUGCACCACCAUCUGGUACCUUUCAUCUUCUACGCAGGUCUCGUCAACGCCUACUCCGUGGGCCGCAUCAUCAUCAGUCAUCUUACAAAAUCACGCUUUCCUCGAGGCAACGUACUGAUCUACCCUCUCAUCUAUGGUGUUAUCGACUCCCUUGGCCCAUGGUUGCAAGAGCACACUGGUGUGGGUUGGCCUAGUGCUCUCGGGAACGAUGUUUAUCAAGUCGCCUUUGUUUUCAUGUGCCUGGGCCUCAGUGUAGGUGUGCACGGAAGCUUCAUCGUAGACGUUAUCUGGACUAUCUGCGAUUAUCUCGAUAUCUGGUGUCUCACGAUCAAGUACCCUUACCAGCCAGUAAAAGAGAAUCUGGAGAGGAAGGGCCAGUGA